AACCAGCCAUAGGUGAUGAUGGAAAAGGGUGGGGUGUAGUGUCUUUCGUCUCUGUUCAGAUGUCACUUAGAAGAAACGGCUGGUGGUUAAUAAAGUUAUUUCCUUUAUUUCUGGUCACACUCUGAAGAUCGUCUGUUUGCGCGGUGAAGUGUGAAAAUACAUCUGAGGGCACGUGGCUGACAUCAGUGGGAGUACGAUUUUCAAGUAAUGGUUUCCUCAGAAAUACAGGAAUUCAUUAAUCUGGAUGUUCUGGUCGUGCCUGUAACGCUACAAUUGUGACAACAUCUACCGCAAUAAGCAACAAAUAACCCCUGAGGACAAGUCCCCCAUCACUUCUUCGGGAAAAACAAAAGGACAUCUUUACAAGUGUGUGCUGGAGUUGUUGUAAAAUGAGAGUGAAGUGUUCAAAGUUCCUCAUUAUAAUAUUAGCCAGCAGCCUGUGCCUUGUUAUUUUCUAUUCGAAGCUGAAGAAUGUGGCGCCCUCUCCAAGAGAUCUGACUGAACUCCCGUCAGUCACAUCAUCCACCCUGAAAAAAACCACCACCACCACCACCACAGUAGCAACAACCGUCAAGAAAGUCAAAAGUGUUAUGCCAUAUAAACUUCCACCUCUGAAUAUUUCUGAGAAUUUCCAGAAGUUUAUUCCAAAAAACGGUGCCUUCUGGAACCGUAAACUUCAUGCUCUCCUCAGGCAGUUUGACGCUGCCAGAAAUCAAACGCUCGACGACCCGCGCAACAGGUUUCGGUGUCAACCUGAGAGUUUUGAAUUACUGCAAACAAACAUUCAAGAUGUUCAAUCAUACCCUUCCCUCUACCGUGACUUUCUUAAAGGCAUGGAAUGUCGGGAUCCGCCCAUUUUUAUCGAUCAGCCUGGAAAGUGUGUGUCGGGGAACAAAGCAGAGCAUAUUUUCCUUCUCUUUGCUAUUAAAUCUGCGCCGACGCACUUUGAGAGGCGCCAGGCGGUGCGAGAGACCUGGGGAAAAGAAGGCGCGUAUGAAAAUGGGGUGCAGGUGCGAACUGUCUUUCUGCUAGGUCGAUCGUCUAUGGAUGAUCCCAGUCUUGACAAACUCCUUUCGUUGGAAGCUCAAGAGUUUCGAGACCUUCUCAUUUGGGAUUUUCAAGACUCGUUUUAUAACCUGACACUGAAGGAGCACGUGUUCUUCAAAUGGAUGCUGGAAAGCUGUCCUCGCGUGUCUUUCGUCUUUAAAGGUGACGAUGAUGUUUUUGCGAACACUGAAGCGAUACUGAAACACUUGGAGUCUUUUGAACCUACGCAGGAGUCGUCUCUGUACACCGGGCAGAUCAUUUUUGAAGCCUCCCCAUUACGUGACACUAAAAUCAAAUAUUACGUUCCUCAGUCUUUCUACGAAGGCCCGUACCCACCGUAUGCUGGGGGUGGUGGCUUUCUCUUUUCUGGAAACCUUCUCCCGUCUCUUUACCAUGUUUCCUUCUACAUACCUUUCUUCCCUAUUGAUGAUGUGUACACGGGAAUGUGCUUUAAAGCCCUUGGAAUCACUCCAGUGAAACAUGGUGGUUUUAAGACGUUUGAUAUCCGCGAGCAAGACCGAGAGAACGUAUGUGUACACAAAGACCUGCUCCUGGUGCACCAACGGAACCCUCAGCAGACGAUGAGACUGUGGAGGAAUAUGCACAGCUCCAUGCUGACCUGCUGACAAGUCGUUUAAAAAGACCAUUCUGUUCAACCGAAAAAGCUUUGUGAAAAAUGUGGUUUUGUCAGACUCUGUAAAUUGAAGCUUUUUUUGCUUUCGUUUGGGUUGAAGUAACUUGGGCUGUGAAUUUGUAGAGGUUGAAGAUUGUACUUGCAGUGCAACUUGAAGUUAGUGCUGUCUAAGUGAUUAAUCACAAUUAAUCGAUUGAAAAAUAAAUGUUUACGAUAUAUGUACAUGUUGUGUAUAUUUGUAUGUACUGUAAGGAAAUGCACACAUACAUGUGUGUGUAUAUUUAACAAAUAUUUACAUAAAUAUAUAUACAGUAAAUGUAUAUGCAAAUAUAAUGUAGAAAUAUAGGCUACAUUACACGUAUUUCUUAAAUGUACAUAUAUACAAAGCUUAUAUAUAUAUAUUAUAUACACACAUAUGCCACACACACACUCACACAUUUAUUUUGGAAUCAAUUAAUCGAUUUGACAGCCUCGUGGUAAAUAUUUGAUUUCUGUAUUUUUAUUUUAUUUAUGUAACCGGCAUGGUGUCCACCUGUAGGAUUCUGUGCAAUUAAACUGAGCCGCUUUACAGGCUCACGAUAGGUCACGCAUAAAUUAAAACUUUGUCAUCAUUCACCCUCAUGUCAUUAAAAAUCCUGCAUGACUGACUGACUGACUUUUGCAGAUCACAAAAGAAGAUAAUUUGAAGAAUGUUAGUGUCCAAACAACAUUGACCCCCAAUGAAUUCCAUUGUAUGAACACAAAACCACUGAGACAUUUCUCCACUGAGUCAAAUAUGGGUUUUGAAGGUGAAUGAAAGAUCACAAGUUUUUUAUUUUUGUGUGAAGUUAGAUUCUGAUUCAUUCUUUUUGUGUUCAUGGGCAGUUAUUAUAGAGAAUGUGAAGCUACGUCAUAUUUUUUUUGCGGUUAUAUGUAUGUGUUUAUGGUUUCAUUUUAUUGUGUUUUGAAUGGGUUUAUUAAAUUGCACAAAAUUGAA
This is a messenger RNA of Triplophysa rosa, 2657 nucleotides long. It is a transcript of the gene b3gnt2l, whose product is annotated as UDP-GlcNAc:betaGal beta-1,3-N-acetylglucosaminyltransferase 2, like. Gene Ontology annotation, molecular function: protein N-acetylglucosaminyltransferase activity. NCBI's taxonomy places the organism in Eukaryota, Metazoa, Chordata, Actinopteri, Cypriniformes, Nemacheilidae. Bases 390 to 1673 code for a protein of 427 amino acids. Gene Ontology annotation, cellular component: membrane. The transcript has 2 exons. The record is from RefSeq and is a predicted model, not a curated record.